AUGAGCAACCCAGUACCACUGCGUAUCGCUGUUCUCGUCAACACGCCCCCUAAUAACGAGUUCUGGAAUGAUGUGAACGAGGCAUAUCGUGCUGCUUUUCAAGCCGUUGCACCAGACGCCCAGAUUGACAUUGGAGGCAAAGCGGACGCCUCCUCUUCUGAGCCCUGGGUUCUAGGCGUGCUAGACUUCCUGCGUAAAACAGCGCGGGAAUCACCCAAUACCAAGAUUCUAGGUAUCUGUUGGGGUCACCAGGCUAUUUCAAGGGCAUUCGGGGGAGCGGUGCGAGCUGUGCCUACAGGUCCGAUUGCUGGCGUUGAAGAUGUAAAGUUGACAGAUGCCGGGAAGAAGUUCUUUGCUUGUGCCCCAGGCAUUGAAUCUUAUAGAUUGCCGGAGUUUCAUGUACGAGAGGUAGCAAAACCUGGAUUAGGAUUUGUUCACUUGGCUGAAAACCAUGAAAUGUUUGUGAAUCAAGAGAAUACGGUCUUGUCGUUCCAAGCACAUCCAGAGGUCCAGGCCGCACUCGCCAAGAAGAUGUUGUUGGAAGAGGACGAUGUUUACAAUGGCAAUCUUUCCCAGCAAGAGCUCGAGGAUCAUCUGAAAAAGCUCGAUCAGCCAACAGAUGGGUUUGAGGUGCUGAGACGGGUGAUUGAGUGGGUGGAGGAGUGA
Messenger RNA from Aspergillus oryzae RIB40, 666 nucleotides. RefSeq lists its product as uncharacterized. Gene Ontology annotation, cellular component: nucleus; cytosol. The coding region runs from base 1 to 666 and encodes 221 amino acids. The record is from RefSeq and is a predicted model, not a curated record. NCBI's taxonomy places the organism in Eukaryota, Fungi, Ascomycota, Eurotiomycetes, Eurotiales, Aspergillaceae. The transcript is spliced from 4 exons.